Messenger RNA from Varanus komodoensis (Komodo dragon), 4405 nucleotides. RefSeq names its product transcription factor 12 (gene TCF12). Lineage: Eukaryota; Metazoa; Chordata; Lepidosauria; Squamata; Varanidae. The coding region runs from base 63 to 2264 and encodes 733 amino acids. Gene Ontology annotation, biological process: regulation of transcription by RNA polymerase II. Gene Ontology annotation, molecular function: DNA-binding transcription factor activity, RNA polymerase II-specific; RNA polymerase II cis-regulatory region sequence-specific DNA binding; protein dimerization activity. The transcript has 21 exons. The record is from RefSeq and is a predicted model, not a curated record. Gene Ontology annotation, cellular component: transcription regulator complex.
CGCCCUGGUGACGCCUCCGCCGCCCUCUGCUCGCCUGCAGGGCUCCGCGGACGUGAACGAAGAUGAACCCUCAGCAGCAGCGGAUGGCCGCGAUCGGGACCGACAAGGAGCUGAGCGACCUGCUGGACUUCAGCGCGAUGUUUUCCCCUCCUGUUAAUAGUGGGAAAACCAGACCAACCACGCUGGGAAGCAGUCAGUUCAGCGGAUCAGGUAUGGAAGAACGAACAGGUGCUGUAUCUUGGGGAACAAGUGGUCAGUCGAGUCCAUCAUAUGAACCUACAAGGGAAAAUGGCAGUCUCCUUGGAAAAAGUUCAGAUCUUUCUACAGCUCUUGAAAAGCUGAAACAUGAGGAGGGUUUUACAGACAGUCCUCAUUAUGGUGAUCAUGUGAAUGAUAGUCGAUUAGGGCCCAAUGAAGGAUUGUCCCCAACACCCUUCAUGAACUCAGAUCUGAUGGGGAAGACAUCAGAAAGAAGUCCAUUUCCAUUGUUUGGUCGAGAUCCAGGACUUUCAGGCUGUCAGUCUGCUCUGCUUCGGUCAGAUAUUGGACUUGGAAGUCCAGGUGCAGUGUCGUCCUCAGGAAAAGCUGGUACACCAUAUUAUCCAUUUUCUACAACAAAUCCACGCCGAAGAGCACUUCAUGAGUCGUCUUCUCUUGAUUCACUGCAGACAAAGAAAAUAAGGAAGGUACCCCCUGGCUUGCCUUCUUCUGUCUAUGCACCGUCCCCUAAUUCAGAUGACUUUAAUAGAGAAUCUCCAAGUUACCCGUCUCCUAAACCACCAAGCAGUAUGUUUGCUAGCACUUUCUUUUUGCAAGAUGGGACCCACAGUGCUUCAGACCUUUGGAGCCCCUCCAAUGGAAUAAGCCAGCCUGGCUAUGGUGGAAUGCUGGAGAGCUCCCCUCACCUGUCACACUCCAGCAGUUACGGCAGUCGGCAUGCCCAUGACCGCCUGAGCUAUCCCCCACAUUCAGUCUCACCAACAGAUAUAAACGCCAGUCUUCCUCCAAUGUCUAGCUUCCACAGGGGUAGUACCAGCAGUUCAUCAUAUGCCACUGCCUCUCACACUCCACCUGUCAAUGGAUCAGAUAACAGCAACAUACUGGUUAACAGAGGCAAUGCUGCAGGAAGCUCACAGACUGGGGAUGCCCUUGGAAAAGCCUUGGCAUCUAUUUAUUCUCCUGACCACACUAGCAGUAGUUUUCCUUCAAAUCCCUCAACACCUGUUGGAUCACCAUCACCUCUCACAGGUGCCAGUCAGUGGUCAAGGACUGCAGGACAAGCCCCUUCGUCUCCAAACUAUGAAAAUUCUCUGCACUCCUUGAAAAAUCGAGUUGAGCAACAGCUUCACGAGCAUUUGCAAGAUGCUAUGUCAUUCUUAAAGGAUGUCUGUGAGCAGUCACGGAUGGAGGAUCGCUUGGACAGACUUGAUGAUGCUAUCAAUGUGCUGAGGAACCAUGCCGUGGGACCUUCCACCAGUCUGGCCGGAGCACAUGGAGAUAUACACAGUUUACUGGGACCAUCCCAUAAUGGGCCAAUUAGUAGCUUGAGCUCGAAUUAUGGUGCGUCCAGCCUUGUAGCAACCAGUCGGCAGGCUUCAAUGGUCAGCACUCACCGGGAAGAGAGCCUCAACCUCGGUAGCAACCAUUCCGGAUUGUCUGCCAGCCUCCCUGCCCAGAAUGCAGAGUUGAAUCACAAAACAUCAGAAACCUACAGAGUGCUGUCAGCUGGGUUGCCAGCCCAGUCAGUGGCUAUAGGACCAGCUGAGAUCAAGUCAGAACACAAGGAGAAGGAUGAAAAUGCUCAUGAGCCCGCUUCCUCUGAUGACAUGAAAUCUGACGACGAGUCCUCCCAGAAGGAUAUCAAGAUUUCGUCAAGGGGAAGAACAAGCAGCAUGAAUGAAGACGAGGACUUGAACCCAGAACAGAAGCUGGAGAGGGAAAGGGAACGGCGAAUGGCCAACAAUGCUCGUGAGCGCUUGCGGGUCCGAGAUAUUAAUGAAGCAUUCAAAGAGCUGGGACGGAUGUGUCAACUUCACCUGAAGAGUGAAAAACCUCAGACCAAGCUGCUUAUUCUUCACCAGGCGGUGGCAGUCAUCCUCAGUCUGGAGCAGCAAGUCAGGGAGAGGAACCUAAACCCCAAAGCAGCCUGCCUUAAGAGAAGGGAAGAAGAAAAAGUUUCUGCCGUAUCAGCAGAGCCACCAGCGUCACACCCGGGAAGCCAUCCUGGACUCAGUGAAUCUACCAACCCUAUGGGUCAUAUGUAAACACCAGAAUUCCAGAAUUAUGGGGAGGAAGCCUAGAAGGUGACCUUUUCUUCACAAGGACACAGACUCAGAAUAGCAUUAAGUGAGGUCACAUCUGAGAAGAGAAGCAAGCAACCCAAACUCCGCCCUGUGAUCCACGCUGUUAGUCAGUACCUGCAUCCGGAGUGGCAUUGCCAGCCUCUCCUUCCUGGAGAAUUCUGACCCCGGAAAUUCCCCGCACAUCUCCUCGUCCUGCUCCUGCUCCGUCGCCGUGUUCGCAGCAUGCCGCUCCAGCACAAUCAGAGACUCUUCAAUCUUCCCACUGGCUGUGGAAGUUGCCUUGUGCCUAAACCGAAUUGACAAAUGCAUUGUAACUACAAAUUGUUAUUUAUUUGUAACAGAACUAUAAAGGUCUACAUUUGAAGGGAAAAAUUAACCUGUUCAAAGCUGAUAGUCCAGUUGAGAUGCCAGCGUUCAAAAGCACAUUCCGAGAGCAAAGCCACGACCACCGCAGCAGCCCCUUCACAUUCCCAACAUGCCUACGAGUGUCUUAAAAGAAAGAAGGGACAAGGGCUUCUGUCUUUUCCAGCUCCUCUGCCCGCUUGACAUGUGUUUUCCUUGGUCUGUCUCUGCGAUUAAAUGCUCGCGGCCGCAGCACUGCGCUUUACCGUGAAGCCUUUCAGGUCCAGGGGAAGAGUGCAGGCAGACGUUUCUUGAACGGAAGAGAGGGUGGCGGCAGCUCCUCGAUGCCUCAGCGAAAGCCUUUAGACUGUCGGGGUUCCUAGCAAAGCACAGCUGAGUGGAGGAGAACCUGCUUAGAACUGCAUUGUUUUUUAAGCAGUAAGUACACACACAGCGGACGUAAGCACAAACCCCACUGAAUACACAUUAGGGUUACUGGCCUGUGGUGCAGGAGCUUGCUCUGAGCCUCUGAUGAGCAGGUGUUGGGAUGAGCCAAUCCCGUCACUGGGAGACGAGGGCCACAGUCCCAGGCUGUCCUGAUAGCACGGCUUGACGUUUAGCUUACCUGUGAACAGGGAAGGUUGGGGUGGGGAGGGAUUCUGCCAGCCACACACCCAAGGCACGCAAGAGCAGAGGCAUCUAUCGCACGGUCAGGGUGUGGGGUGGCUUCAUCUGCCUCCCCGCCCAAGUGUACCUUCACUGCUGCCUCUCUUGGGACUGAUCCAACUCCUUUAACUUCCAUAAAAAUUGUCUUCCACUGUAGAACCGCAGAGCUGGGGGUGGGGGGAGCGGAGCGGAGCAGAGCGGAGCAGAACUCCUGCAAGUAUUGCAGCGUUCUCUUUUGUGCAAGCGGCACCCUGCUUCCGCUCUCUGAAGGAACGACUCCACUCACUCUUUGAAUAAUCUCACUGCAUUGAAAAGAACAAAAAUGUUGUUGCGAUUUUGAGAUCAUGCCUCAGAGGGUUCCUAGCAAAUCACUGUUUUCAGGCGGCUGCCAGGCCUUUGCAUCUGUCCUCCAGCAACACCUGGCAAAUGUUGGCGGCCUUGCUCUUCCUCCUCUCGGCGUGUCUCAGCUCAGUGAGCUUCUGCUUAUGAUGACGUGUGCAAGUCCUCGGCUGCCCCUGCCUGGCCUUUUUCCUUCCUAGCUUAUUGUCUCAUGGCUAUAUUAGACUUUGCAGUUUGUCCUUCAUAACAGAGAGAGAAAGAGAGAGAAAGAGAAAACAUUUGGCUUAUUUUUCACUGUAGCUAGUCUUUUAUACAAUAAUCUUGUAAGAAAGUUUCUUGAAUUCUAAAUAUUACUCUUUCUAGAUUUUUGAAAUCAAAAAAGGUUUUCAGUAAAAAUUUUCUUACUUUAUUUUACUAUAUUAGGUAGUAAAAAUGUAGGGUUAUUUACCAUAACCUGUUCAUUAAUAUCAGAAAUUUACAAUAGCAUUGUAAGAGCAUAGUAGGGUUCUAGCAUACUGUGUAGUACCUUAUGGAGUAUCGUACGAGCUACUUGUCUGAGAUGAAUUGCUUCUCACCUUGUUAUUCAGUUCCCAUUGUUGGUUUAUUGCAAAUUUGUAUCCUGUGUCAAAUUUCAAGAUGUUACUGAUAAACUUUUUCAACCAGCAGCAAGAAGUUCAACACUUUUUCUGUCAAUGUAACAGAAAACACUAUGUAUAUAACAUUUAUGUAGCAAUAAAUGUGCCAUCUUUUUUAAA